Messenger RNA from Myotis daubentonii (Daubenton's bat), 852 nucleotides. It is a transcript of the gene NMU, whose product is annotated as neuromedin U. Gene Ontology annotation, biological process: positive regulation of synaptic transmission; positive regulation of smooth muscle contraction; neuropeptide signaling pathway. NCBI's taxonomy places the organism in Eukaryota, Metazoa, Chordata, Mammalia, Chiroptera, Vespertilionidae. Gene Ontology annotation, cellular component: terminal bouton. Gene Ontology annotation, molecular function: neuromedin U receptor binding. The record is from RefSeq and is a predicted model, not a curated record.
CACGUGUCCACGAGGUUUAAAAGUUGGCGGCGAGCGGGGCGGUCAGUUCAGCGGCCGAGCCCCCGCGAGCGGCGCUGCAGGGACGCAGAGGCGAGGCCAGGACACCGACCCCGCGUGGGGCAGCGCACGUCGCGAUCCCCGAGCCGUCCGUCCGCGGGCACCGAGAUGCCGCCGGCAGCGAAGCGCCUCCCCGGGACGCCCCCCGGACCAGGGGCCACGGCGCCCCCGCUCCUGGCGCUGCUGCUGCUGCUGGCCUGCUGGGCGGGCGCCUGCCGAGGUGCUCCAAUUUUACUUCAAGAAUUACAGCCUGAAGAAGAGUUACAAUUGUGGAAUGAGAUAGAGGCUGCUUGUUCAUCUUUCCUGCCCAGUGGUUCUCAGCCUCAGGCAUCCGAUGCAUUGAAGGAGCUUUGCUUCACAAUUAUGGGGACUCUACCAAAGCCCCAGAAAACAGAUGAAAAAGUUAAUAACAAAAGGUUCUUAUUUCAUUAUUCGAAGACAGGGAAGUUGGGGAACUCAAAUGUUGUGUCGUCUGUCGUGCAUCCGUUGCUGCAGCUCGUUCCUCAACUGCAUGAGAGAAGAAUGAAGAGAUUCAAAUUGAACGGAGAAUUUCAAGGUCCUAUUGCAAGCCAUAAUCGAAGAUACUUUUUAUUCAGGCCACGCAAUGGAAAAAGAUCAGAAGAUUACAUUUAAAAUGAAUACCAACUAUUUUCCAUAGAAGCAAUGCCAUGGAAUACAAAAUAUACUGGUAUUUUGUGUGCUUUCUUUUCUCAAAAGCAAUCCUUGCUAAGUUUAACAUGUUUGAGAAUAUCUGUGUUGUAAACAUUCUCAGUAAAAGUCUGUUGAGAUUAUAAA